This is a messenger RNA of Nipponia nippon (crested ibis), 623 nucleotides long. The record is from RefSeq and is a predicted model, not a curated record. Lineage: Eukaryota; Metazoa; Chordata; Aves; Pelecaniformes; Threskiornithidae.
AUGGCGGAGGUGGGAGGACAGGCCGAGCCGACCCCAGCAGCGGUCCCAGCGGGGGACCAGGACGUAGCAGAGCCCCACGUCAAAGGCGAUCCCACUGCACCGAGUCUGGAGUCAGCCAGGCGUCCCCGUCUGGAACUGGUCAUCCUGCAGGCUGCAAAAAUCGGUUUCUGUGGUGAGUGCCUUGCGUUCCAUGAUAUUUCACCCCAAGCUCCAACACAUUUCCUAGUGAUUCCUAAGAAGCCAAUUGUCAGGUUAUCUGAAGCGGAAGAUUCUGAUGAAUCUCUUCUUGGGCAUUUAAUGAUUGUUGGCAAGAAGUGUGCUGCUAACCUGGGCCUGACCAAUGGAUUCCGGAUGGUUGUGAAUGAAGGGCCUGAGGGUGGGCAGUCUGUCUAUCACGUACAUCUCCAUGUUCUGGGUGGUCGUCAGUUGGGCUGGCCUCCUGGCUAAGAUUUUUACACCACAAGAGUUAACUGCAUGCAUACAAAUUACCACCAAAUAGAUAUAAUAUGUUGCCCAUCAAUCUAGCCACUGUUAAUGUAUUUUCUUUUUUAAUGUGUGUCUACAAAGGGUAAUAAAUGCUCUGAACAACAUUCGCACAAUAAAGAUUUAGCAUGUGGGAAUCA